Molecule: messenger RNA, 807 nt
Organism: Scutellospora calospora
Lineage: Eukaryota; Fungi; Glomeromycota; Glomeromycetes; Diversisporales; Gigasporaceae
Source: the annotation of a GenBank genome assembly
AUGGGUUUACUUCAAAAAAAUCCACAUAUCUUUAUAUUUUUAUUAAAUAUUCUAUUCACAAUAUUUUCAAUAGCACAAUCUCCUCGACAAACACCUAUACCAACAUUAACAUCAUACGUAGCCAGUAUGACCACUACAUCACCACCGUUAAAAAGUGAAGUAACUGUUACUCUUAAAGAUACAACAUUUACGAUUAACAGAACACCGGCUGAAACCCCUUCUCCUAUACCGUCAUGUCAAAUAAAAAUCACAAAUCCUCAUACUGGUGAUAUAUUUAGACCUGGUGAUAAUAUAGAUGUAUCAUGGAAAUUACUUGGUAAUGAAUGUUUGGUUGAUGGUGUCAUACCACAACAUCAAGUCAAUGGCAUUCUAUUUUCAAAUUUAACUAAAGGUGAAGAAUGGAAAUGGGAUUACCGACAGAAUCUUUAUCAUGAAACAAAUACCACCAUUUCUUCAUUUAAUUACUCUGUGCAAAUAAUAUUAUCUCCAAAUAUUCGAAAUUCAAGUUUAUUUUUCCUUGAUAUUGAAUUAACAUUUCCAAUGAAUCCUCCAGGUAUGAUAUGGGAUGUUAUAGGACCAAUUACUAUUUUACCAAUUCCAGAAGCUCCUCCAGAACAAAAUUUAACAGAUUCAAAUAAUAAUAUUCAUGGUGAAGAUAUUUUUUCUAAUUGGAAUAAAGAUAUUAAUAAUGAUACUAAACAAAAUUUUAAUAAUAAUAAUAAUUCUAAAGAAAAAACUAAUAAGAAACAAAUUGAUAAAAUUAGUAUUGCAAAUGAAUUAAAUAAUUUGUUAGGAUGGUUAUAUAUU